Molecule: messenger RNA, 2500 nt
Organism: Thunnus maccoyii (southern bluefin tuna)
Lineage: Eukaryota; Metazoa; Chordata; Actinopteri; Scombriformes; Scombridae
Product: interferon-induced protein 44-like
Exons: 7
Coding region: 807-1682 (291 amino acids)
Source: RefSeq, a predicted model, not a curated record
UGCAACAGUAGUAGCAGUAUUAGUGUGGUCUCCCACCUUAAUGAUAUGGUCCUUUGGUUUUAUUUGAGGUUCAUAACAGCACAUUGUACUAAGGUUGGCUCAUUCGUUUGUUAUUCAUAUGCACUAAAAUUCACCAGAAUGCAGGAAAUCAUGUCUUUGUAACUAAAAUUUUCCUAGUGGGGGACUCCCAGACCCCCCGCUUAAAAAGUGGCCUGACUGGGACUAUAUUUCCUGGCCUGAAUGAUUGAUGACAACAGACAACAGAUAGCAGUAAAGAAUAUUGCACUAGCAACAACAAUGCAUUGAAUGUCUUCAGCCUCCUCAGAAAGUUACUGAAUGUCUGCUCUGUCAUUUCCUGUAGAAAGCCACUUUCUUUUCCAGUCUAGUAUGUUGUUGGGAUGGGCUCCAAAAUAUUUCUAUUUUAAACAACCACAAUCUCUUCUCCCUUAAUAGAGAUGAAGUUUGUUGCAUUAAAUGUGUUUGCGUAUCUGAAGCAUGACCUACGCCCAUGCACAUAUUAUUGCAAAUACAGGCUCCUCCAAAACUAAAAGUGAAAGCCUGAGAAGUGCAUGUCAUCUUUUAAAUCACAUGGUUUGCUGCUAAAUUGAGGGGGUAUAUAAAAGAACAUUUCCAGUUUCGAUUAGCACUUGAGGAGUCUCUUUGUUCCAGAGAAACAUCUGUAGAGCUAUGGGAGGAGGUAAGUUUUGACCUGCUAACACCCCCACCUUCUCAUGGUAACAUAUUCAAAACAUUGCAUAACAUUGUUAAAAACUUAAUUAUGGUAACAUUCACAGAAAACAUUGUUGAUGAAGUGGUUUAAAAUAUGGCUUAUGUCUUAUUUAAACUAUAUAUCUGCAGAUUUAAGUAAGCCAUGGAGGGAGAUGCCAGAGAACAAAACUGAUGAUCUCAGCUUUGUGGAAAAUUAUCAACCAAAAAAGGUCAAACAUCUCAGAAUUCUGCUUCAUGGACCAGUUGGUGCUGGCAAGUCCAGUUUCAUCAACUCUGUCAUCAGCUGUUUACAAGGCAGAAUUAACUGUAACAGAGCUUUCACAGAUGCAACCUCUGGGAGCAGCUUCACCACUCAAUACAAAUCUCACAAAAUCAAGACUGAAAACUCAGCCAGUUCUUGUCCCUUUGUUUUCAAUGACACCAUGGGCCUUGAGGAAAGAAAUAACCAUGGAGUCCAUGUGGAAGACAUCAAACUGGCCAUGAAAGGACAUGUGAGAGAAAACUACAUGUUUGAUCCUGAAUCCCCAUUGUCUGAGGGUGAUGAAGGUUACAACCCAUGCCCCACACUAGAUGACAAAGUUCACAUUCUGGUUUUUGUUGUUGACGCUGGUAAAUUAUCUUUAAUGGAUGAUAAGGUUGUGAAGAAAAUGAAGGAUGUACGACGGGCAGCCUCUGACUUGGGGAUUCCCCAAUUGGCAAUUCUAACAAAAAUUGAUGAAGCCUGUCCUACGGCUAAAACAAAUGUACAAGAUGUCUAUAAAAACAAGUGUCUGAAGGAACAGGUUGACAUGUUCAGCCAGUUGGUGGGCCUUCAACUGAGCUGCAUCUUUCUUGUGAAGAACUACGGUUCAGAAGUCUUCACAAAUGAUGACAUUGACACAAUGAUACUGAACACACUGAGACAGAUAAUAAACUAUGGAGAGGACUUCCUGGACAACCUGGAGCAAAACUGAACAAAACCUGUUUGAUUGCAGCAUCAAAAAAAUGGCACAACUUCAUCUAGAAAUAUACCUUUCGCAUUGUAGAUCAUCUUUUGAGCAAGUAUUUUACACACCUUGUGGCAAUUUUCAUCUAGAAUGGAUAUAGUGUAUAUGGCAUCUAUUAUGAUAGUUUUACAUUACAUGAUUCUUAAGGGAGUUUGGAAAUUUGUCAUUUAGCCUGUUCUAUUUUACCUUGUUGAAUAUGAACAAGCCACAAAUCAUUCUGUUGUAACUAAAACCUGGAUGACUGUUUUUUUUCUUGCUGUGAAAUUGAGAUUUUUGUUUUCAUUUUGUUGUAUUAUUAGUUUUAAAAGACAAAGAUCAGACUCAGAGAUCAGAGAGGAUUUUAAAGGGUGAAACAGUAACGCUGUAAUGAAGUGUUAUUAUUUGAAUUCAAAAGUGUCAUCGGUUUCUACAUAUAUCUUGUGUGAAAGCUCGGUAAGUUUGUAGAAUGCAAAUAUAAUCUAAAUAUAAUAAUUUCCGUGUAGAUAUUUGCUGGGGUUUUACAUAUAAGAACAAAAUAAACUUUUGUUUUCUUAAAUAAAUAUUAUAGCUGUAAUGGAAAAAAAAUGUUUAACUAGUAUAAACUGUUUUUGUGCUUGACUAAUAACCUUUGUAGCAAUGAUAUGUUGUUAUCAUGUUUUGCUUUUUGCAACGCUUUUUGCGUUUUGUUCUAUCUGAAGGUACUAGCAGAUGUCUGAAAUUUGUCAGUAUCAUUUACAAGGCUGAGAGACGUUAUAAAUGUAUCAUGUAUCCUUAGUAUGAGGUUUUCACUCCUUCAGAGUGAACCC